UCUAUUUUAAGGUGGGGAUCGGAGCGGGAACUACAGCUAGAAUACCAAUUCCACAGCCUCCGAGUGUUGAGGCUUGAGUCACUGUAAGUUCAUCGAGAAUGAGCUUCUCGGAGACUCUGCAGUGGUGGCAGGAAUGGCGGCUGCGAAUCUUUGUUCUGUCUAGCCUCUUCCUCCAAUACUUCCUUUUCCUGUUUUCCCUCUUGCAUAAGAGCUGUAUUCCAUUGUGGGUCCGGUUUUUCAUCUGGCUAGCCUACCUAGGCAGCGAUGCCAUGGCGUUGUAUGCCCUCGCCACUCUCUUCAACUACCCCAAAAAAAUCCCUCUCGGCGUUAAGGUGUUGUGGGCUCCCAUCCUCUUGGUGCAUCUAGGUGGGCAGGAUUGCAUUACUGCCUACAACAUCGAAGACAAUGAAAUGUGGAAAACGCAUGUAUUAACUGCAAUGUCUCAGAGUAUCUACCUAGGAUCCUAGGUGGCUUCACGUGGAGAUUUAAAAUGAGCCUUUGGACCCUUGAACACCUGAGGCUACUCUUGUGCUGAGAGAACAAACCAAAACCUUGAGAUCAAUCAAUUGCAUCAAGAAUUCAACCUUUGAGAGAGUUGGAAGUGUGCUAGAGCUUAGGGCCGACUUAGUGAUGGUCAAGUGAAGGCUUAGGAUUUGUUACUCUUGGUGUUUGACGUCACCUAGACGGUCUUGGUGAUCAGAGGCACUUGGUGAGCUCUUGGAGUUUGUGGGAGCCCCAAGAAGAAGAAUUGUACACGGUGCGAAGCUCGCUGUUUCGGAGAUGGAGAAGGAGCAUUCUUAGUGAUCACUUGCUCUUCGUGAUGCAAGGGAGCUCAACCCUUUGUGGGUGCUCCAACGUGGACUAGGGGGGAGCGUUAACUCCUCGACACCACAGGAAAAAAAAUCUGGUUGUCUCGUGUCCUCACUCUUUUCAUUUCUAGCAUUUACUUAUUCAAGUUCACUUUGUUGCUCUUGCUUGCUUGUUUUCAUAUCUAGAACUUGUUCUUGCUAGUAUGUCUCUCUUGGGCUAGCCUUUGCUUGUUAGUAUGAUCUUAACUAGGAUGAUGAACAUGCUAGAGUGGUUGCCAACCAAGAAUUUACCUGCUAUUGUGCUCUAGAGAAUAGGUUUUGAACUUUAGGUUUGGGCAUCACUAGAAGUAGGUUAAGGAUCGGCUUAGAAAUUCGAAAAAGUCCCAAUUCAACCACCCCUUUCUUGGGCCACGAUCCUUACAGCGAGCUCGUGGUCGUCAGAUACAAUCCAACAGCUCUCCAUUGUUUUCCCCCGAUCGAAAUGGCGGAUCGGCCUCUCCUCCCCAAAACCCUAAGUUCAUUUUCCCUCCCCUUUCUCUCUCCAGUUCGGGUCCGGCGGUGCCGCCGGCGUCCUCUUGCCGCCGCGACGCCCGUCUUGCUCCCAUGCCAUGGGCGAGACAUGGCCGCGCGAGCCCGAGCUUGGUCUUCUCUUUCUCUCCUCCCCCUUUCUUUUUCACUCCAACGGAGUGUCUGACGGUCCGAGCAGAGCUCGUUGGGAAAGGAGGUGGCCACGCCGCCGGCCCCCUCGCCAGCGCGUGCGCUCACCCGUAGGGGAGCGCGCCGCCGUCGAGCAGCUCAAUGGUGGUGCCCUGAAAUCCUGCAUGCGAAUGGCGUGGGGAAACUCUCGAGCGCUCUGUCUCGGUGUCUGUCCCGCUCGGAGCGGUGGCGCGCCGGCAAGCCGGCGCCCUCGGGUGCUGUGCCAUGCGGCAUCGGCCAGCGGUGGUGGGAUAGGGGAGUGUCGCCACCCUUUGCCUCUAGGUUAGAGGUUAGCCCUUUCCUUUGACUUUUCGAUGCAAGACCAAUGUUCUUUCGUUGAUUCUUUCAAUUCAAGGUCGAAUCCGAUUUGUGUUCUUCGAUUUGCAUCGAAAUUCUUCUCUGUUUUCUUUGAUUCGAGUUCGAAUACUUUCCCAUUUCAAUCCACACACUAGAUCGGCUUCGAUACCAUUGUUAGAACAAUAGCAUUGACUAGGAUGUGGAUCGAACGGGUAGCAACCUUAAUCAAGAUGAAUACCUUGCAAUAGUUGCAUCUGCUACCUCCAUAGCACCGUUGCUGAGGUUGCAGAGGACGCACCGAUGGCUUGGAGGCAAUGGUUGCAGGAGCCGUUGACGCUUCCUGCUGCUACAGUGUGCCCUCUACGAUCGGAAUAGGGUUUGAGGUGUGGAUGAACGGCGGCUGUACGGUGAACCUCUCAACCAGUGCCUCAUGGCCCCCACCUUCUAUUUAUUGCACUGCACAGCAGGGGCCCACCGACCAGUAGUCGAUUAGCAUCCCCGAUCAGGACACGGUCAAGGGGUCCGAGAAGGCUGUUGGGACCAACUCGGAUGAGAUCAACCUAACACAAAUGAUUCCGGUUUGAUUCUUGCAUUGUUCUUGGUGUCUGUAGAGAUGCAUCCUCAGUAUUAUCGUGGCUCACGAGCUGGCUCGAGCCGGCAAACGAGCCGAGCCGACCUGAAACUUUAGCUCGCUGAAAUAAAGCUGAGCCGAGCCAGGUCAUUGCCACGCCUCACAGGCCGCUCGUCGCCCACGCAGGCCACGGCGCCAUUCGCUCAGGCCGUGCUGUCGUCGCCCAUCCGCGCUCCAUGACGGGCUCAAUCGCGAGGGAGAGCAUGAGCUCACAGGAACCAUGCUCGACGGCUCAUCCACAACCAGGGACGUGAGUUUCCCAUGGCCAGUGGCUUGACCCCUUUCCUCACUGACGUUCGGCGGCCUCCCCUCAUGCUAUUUCGCAGAGAAGAUGUGCUAGUCCUUACCUUCACGACGAGAUGGAGUUCUCCCUUGCUCAUCUUGUGCUUACCGAGGAAGAAGAGAACGUGCUACUCCUCACCGUUUGAUAGAAGAUGGAGUGGGAGAGGAAAAGAAAAAAAAAACCGAACAUUUAUUACUCAAAGACACUUGCACUGUAGAAGAUAGUUUCUAUGGAUGAUUUCUAGCUGACGUGGCUACCAUGGAAACCGCGUGUAUAGUUUCAAGCACUGGGACUGCCCUAAUAUCCAUGCAUCAAUUCGAAGCACAUACACCAAAAUCAUAGUCUAGAGGAGAAAGCGGAAAGUAGGAGCAUUUGAGUGGACCACCUAAACUCACCACUGUUAUACAAACAGACCAAUUAAUGUGAUAUUCAUUACAGGAAAAAAGACAAUAAUAACCAGAUCUUAAGAUGGAAGAACACAAGAGUAGCAAUAGACAUGCUGUAAAGAAACAAACAGAGGGCAAUAAUGUAUGGAAGGGUAGAUGAAAGAUCUCAAAUGGUAUGUGCACUGCCAUCCGUAUGUCCGAUGUUUUCGUCACCAUUUGGCGUCACCGGUGAAGCCGUGUUGUCGUUCCCAUUCAAUAUGAUAAUUGGUGACGCUGUUGUGGUGCCACCAUCGUUUCUUGCUCCUGCCGGAUUGUUCGUCCUCUGUAUCCGCUCCGCCAAGGUCUUGAUCCCCAUGUACCAUAGGAGGAGCUAGAUGCGGGUGAGGUAUUCCCGGCCCUGGCCUAAGCUCUUAGCAUGCAGGUACCCUCUGCCGGCAGAGAAGCAGAGCAUCUCGAACCAAACCCCCCAGAUCACCCUCCACAUCCUCGCAUCCACAAUGAGCCCUGUGCGUAGCUUGUUUAGAUUUUCAGAAAGCCUCCAACUCUCCAAGCAUCGUGAAUGAUACUUAUGGGCUACCUUUUGGGCAAACUCGCUUUCUUCUCAUGGUGUGUCCUAUAUACCGCGAGGGCCCUGCUCCUUCCAUUUGUGGUAUCACCUUGAGAGUCUUCCCAGCUUCCUUUAGACUUUCUGAAGAGGUUGCGCCUAGCACCGGUCAUCAACAUCUACGGGUUGACAAAAAGCAGGUACAGCGGUACGCCAUGUAGUUGGAUAUCUCCCUACAGCAAUAGGCAGCUUCACUGAGCGUAGGAGAAAGUGGUGCAAGGUGGAAGCAAAAAAUCCGUAGUGAGGUGCUAGAGCAGAGGAUGGCACUCUCGUCAAACAGCCUUUGUAGGCUCCAGUCCAGAUGGAUCCUGCAGUUGUCACGAUCCAAAGUCCAAAGUCCAUUGACCCCGGUUGUCGUUGAACACCCGGUAGGUGGCCAUGUUGGCUAUUUGACCCCGUCUACCCUUUCUCGAGGUUGUCAUGGAUGAGAUCGGUGAUGUCACUGAAGGACUUGCACGGCAUCAUGCACCGCAGCUAAUCGACAAAUUCCUUGCAAACUAGCAAGGUUGGCAGCUUCUGGAGCAUCUUCAUCUCCCGUCUCUAAAUAAGUGUAACUUUGCACCUGUCCACCCUAGAGGUCAAGUUAGAACAAACAUGACGAGUCACUCUAAAUGUUGACCAUUGCCAUUCCUUAUAUGCAUCCAAUAGCUUUAGAUUAUCUCUCCACCAAAAUGAACACUUUUUUAUGUGAGUAGGCAUCCUACCAUUUCUAUAAUAUUUCUCCCAUACCAGUUGCACCUAGGGAGUAUCCACUUUAUUAAAGAAUUUAUGAAGAUUUUUAACACCGGAGCCUCAUUUUGAGUUUUGAGGUUCAGCACACCCGGUCCUCCUUUUGGCAAACAGAUAGUUUUCCAUGCUGCUUUUGGUGGUCCUUUUGCAUUGAUGUAUGACCCUUUCCAAAGACAAUGUUUUUGUACUUGUCUAUCUGGUCAAUCAAGGUCUUGGGCAGAAGAUAGGUCCCCAUAUGAAAGAUAGGUAAAGAUGUAAAGACUACAUCAAUCAUCUGUAGUUGUUUAGCCUGAGAUAAAGCAUUGAGGUGGCCUGUAAACGUCUCUCGCAUUUGGUGACUUGAGAUAAAAAAAAUCUUCUACUUUUGGCUUGGUAGUUCCUAGGUAAAAAUCUUCUACUUUUGGCUUGGUAGUUCCCAGAGGCAGACCAAGGUAGGUGAAAGGUAGACUUCAUUUGGCACAAUUGAAGCUGGUAGAUAGAAGAUUCAAAGUUUGGUCAUUCAUAUUCAGAGGGGAUCAUCAUAGACUUGCCAUAAAUUACUUUUAAACCAGUAGCGACUGAGUAAACCUCCAAGAUAUGUUAGAACCUGUAAUUGCCUCAAGCAGCCUGUUGGGGACGCCACCUUCUCCCGUCGCCGAAGGCGGCCGGCUGCGAGCGGGGAGCGGAAGAAAUGGCGAAGCGACCUGCAAAAAACGAAGAGGACGCGUCUAGAGGCCCAAGAGCGAAGGGUACCGAGCGAAGGCCGGUCCCGCACGAAGAGAAGCGAAUAGGCGGCGUGCGCAGCGAAGGGGCGACACGCGUGGCGAAGGGACGAACAGCGAGGCGGCUCCAAGAACCCCAACACCGACGCAGCGAAGACCCUUAAUGGUGAAGGGACUCAAAGUGAGACGGCCCCCUGCCAGAGAUCUGUACGGGGUGUCCAGCUGUAAUUCCACUAAUUUGUGUCGAGUAUUGUAACAUUACUAGUUUGCCCAGGGAAUAUUCCUAGAUGCUGGCGGUUAGGAGGCAGUUAGGGGAUUUUGGCUAGGGAGUAGUUGAGAUUUUGGGCUAUAAAUACCCCCCUGUAACUGAAAAGGGGAGAUGGAAUACAGUGCAAUUACUCUGGUGAUUUGAUUUUUGUGCUGCCUUUGUGCUAGUGUUUCCCUUCUCGAGGCUUCACCUCCCUUCAUUUGGGCUGUUGUGACCUCUUCGUCCCGAAGAGUGUCUUACACCAACAGUUUUGGCGCCCACCCGCAGUUUGUCCUCGACAUGACCACAUGGCAGCGAAGAAGAAACCAAACCCCGGCACUUCGGAGGCCAACGCUUCGACUGAAGCCCACCCUUCAAACAACAACACCGUCACGACGAAUGGCGACAACACCGAAGACAACGGCGAAGACCUCGGGGUGAAGACCUCGCUGACGAUGACUUCGAGGUCGAUCUUCAUGACCUUGGCAUCUCCGCCGAAGACAUCCAAACCAUGAGAAGAAUCGACGCACGCUUACUCGAGCGUCUCCGUCAAGCACAGCAAGCUCAGCAAACUCAAGCCAACACAUCAAAUUCUCCAAUGGCGACAAGAUCGAAGGGAAAAGGGCAGGAACUCACUGCCGAAGAGCUGGAGGAGCAAUUCAACAAACUAAAAGAAGAAGAACUUCACUGCGAAGCCCAUGCGGCAGGCCAUUCGAGAUCGUCUGAUAAUGAUGAAGCCCCUUCGCCAAGAACCCAGGCCCGCACAACAGGCGCCUCAGCCGCAGAGGCUUCGCCAGCAAUGCAUUAUCAUUGAAGAACAGUUCUCGGAUGAAGAGGAAGGCGAAUACAGGAUGCCACAUCAGCUUCGUCUGCAACAUAUUCGUCUGCAACAAGACCUUGCCACGCCUCUCGCCGUAGAAUUCGAAGAGCUCCCGUGGCCACCACGCUUCAACCCCACCAUUCUCCCGCAGUUCGAUGGGGAAUCCGAUCCGAAAGACUUCCUCCUCAAGUACGAAGCGGCCAUCGAAGCUUCCGGAGGCGGCGCGGCAUGCAAAGUAAAAGCAUUUGUUCUCGCACAAAAAGGCCUCGCUCAGCAUUGGUACUCCAACCUCCCAGGUGAACACAUCCACACUUGGGACUAGCUCCGAAGCGAACUUACCACCGCUUUCAGAGCGCCGAAGCCUGAAGAAGUCAACUCAUGUGACUUCCACAACCUGAAGCAAGAAGGAUCCACACUGCAAGAGUAUUUGCACCGUCUCAUCAGGCUUCGCACGAGGGCUCCUGAUGUAGCAGAAAAGACCGUCAUCGAAGCCGCCAUCGCCGGUUUGAACCUUGGCCCAUGCGGGGAGUACCUCGAGCGCCGUAAGCCGAAGACACUGAACAGGCUCUUCGAGAUCAUGCAAGAGUAUUGCAUCUCAGACAGAGGAAAAUGCCGGAGAAUCGAAGAGAUGAAUGAGAAGAGGUUGCGCAAUCGCGACCGACCGAAGCCAUAUCAGGAGCAAACAAAGACCCCAAAGGCCGUGAAGACGGUCUCCGGUGACGAAGCUCGCGACUCCCGGCCAUAACAGAGGAGUGAGGAGCGACCGGAGCAAUUCCAAUCGAGGUCGGAGAGAAAACUCCGGCCGAAAGCAAAAAGUCCCCUACUGCUGCAUUCAUGGCAGAGACAAAGGUCAUUGGACGAGUGAGUGCCCCCUCGUCAAGGAAAAGAAAGAAGAUUUGGAUCGAGCCGCAAACACCGAUCAGCCGCCAAAGUCCGUAAAUUAUACCCACACCAACCAGCCGCAAGGCCCGCCACCGCAAAUUCAGUCGCAGCCUUCACAUCAACCUCAUUGGACUUCGGCAUAUCCCACCCUCUCACCAUCCUUCCCAACCUUCCAUUAUAACCCCCACACACCCCCCAGCCCUUCUAGCACCUUCGGCACCUCAAUUCCCGCAAAUCCAAACAUCUUCGGUGCCACAUCAAGGGUGGCGCCCUCAACCCCUACCACAAGCGCCCAACUACCUCCCUCCACCGCCGAAGCUAGAACCUGGUACGAUCCCGGAGAGAGCUAAUGAUCCCGUCGGAGGAAUGGUAAAUGUCAUCAAUGCCAUCUCCGGUGAAUCGAAUGAGCCAGUUCACGAGACAAAGCAUCAGAGGAAAGAAUACCUUCGCACCAUCUCGCAUGUCUGCGAAGGCAAACAUUUUCGCACCCCCUGGUCCCAUGUCCCGAUAACUUUUUCCGAAGCCGACCUUAGGCUUCAACACUACCCACAUAACGACCCCCUUGUCAUCCGUGCAAACAUUGGCAGAAAUUAUGUACACUCCGCGGGAAAUGAUGUUGGUCGGAUACUUGUUGACAACGACAGCUCCGCAGAUGUCCUCACUUGGCAAUGCUUCUUGAAGAUGGGUCUUUCAUAGAAGAACCUGCUCAAGUCUCAAUACCCGCUUAUUGGCUAAGGGGGGCAAAAGAAUCGAAGACCUCAGCAAAAUAGAGUUGAAUGUGACCUUUGGCGAAGGCAACACCAAGAGAACAGAGCUCAUAACCUUCGAUGUGGUAGACAUCACCUACCCAUACAAUGCCAUCUUCGGCCACAACAGCAUCAUCAAGUCCGCGGCAGUCAUCAAUCAAGCCUACCUAUGCAUGAAAAUCCCAACAGCUGGAGGAGUCAUCACAAUCCUCGGCAACCAAGAAGAAGCUAGGAGAUGCGAAGACAAUGUAGCAUGUGCCAUGAAAAAUAUGCACACAAUCGAAGCCGUCAACAAUGAUGGCGAAGAUGAGGAAGCGAAGCCAUUCAGUUCUGAGCGGCACAACAAAGACGGGGUUAUGCCUAGAAGAAGUCCAGGUUGAUUCAGUUUUUGAGAAACAAUCAAGAUGUCUUCGCAUGGUCGUCUUCGGACCUGCGAGGAGUCAGUCGGGAAGUCAUGGAGCAUGAGCUGAAAGUAGAUCCGAAGGUUAAGCUGCGUAAACGUCUUCGCACAAUGUCUGAAGAUCGCAAGAAAGUUGCGUAAAGCGAAGUUCAAAAGUUACUUGAUGCAGGCGUAAUCCGCGAAGUGCAGUACCCAGAGUGGCUGGCUAAUGUGGUUAUGGUUCCAAAGAAGAAUGGAAGUUGGAGAAUGUAUAUCGACUACACCACCCUCAACAACUUUCGCCCAAAGGAUGAGUUUCCGUUGCCUCGCAUCGACACCUUGGUAGAUGUAGCGGCAGGGUCGGAGAUGUUAAGCAUGCUAGAUUGUUUUUCCGGCUAUCAUCAGAUCUUCAUGAAGAAGUCGGAUGAGGAGAAAACCAGCUUUACCACUCCUUUCGGCACUUCUAGUUAUGUGAGAAUGCCUGAGGGUCUUCGCAACGCAGGGUGCACGUUCAACAGAACCAUCACAGCAGUACUCGACACCCAGCUGGACAAGAAUAUCUCCGCGUAUGUCGACGACGUCGUCGUGCGAAGCAAAAAAAGGCAAAGAUCAUAUUUCAGACCUUCGAGAAACCUUCGCCAACCUUCGCAAGCAUGGGCUUAAACUGAAUCCAGAAAAGUGUGUCUUCGGGGUCAGAAGGGGGAAGCUUCAAGGAUGCAUGAUCACAGAGAGGGGCAUCGAGGCAAACCCAGUAAAGAUCGAAGCAAUCAAAAGAAUGCGACCACAUUCGACCAAGAAGGAGGUGCAGAAGUUGACAGGACGCCUAGCUUCGCUAAAUAGAUUCAUUUCACGAUCUGCAGAAAAAUCACUCCCUUUCUUCAAAGUGCUAAAGGGCACAGAUAAUUUUCACUGGGGUACUGAGCAAGACAAAGCAUUCGAAGAUCUGAAGAAGUACUUGGAAAACUUGGCGGUGAUGGCAAGCCCUUCGCCUGGGGCAGAGCUCCUGUUAUACAUCGCAACUUCAAGCUCCGUGGUGAGUGCGGCAUUAGUUGAAGAGAGAAUGGUCGAAGACACCUUAAAGCAGUUACCAAUCUACUUCAUAUCCGAAGCCUUAAACGGAUCGAAGUUGCUCUACUCUGAAAUGGAAAAGAUGGCCUAUGCAGUGGUAAUGGCAGCCAGGAAGCUUCGUCAUUAUUUCCAGAGUUUCAAGAUCAAAGUCCCAACAUCUUUCCCUCUUCGAGACAUGUUUGAGAACAGAGAGGCCUCAGGUAGAAUUGGGAAAUGGGCAACACUGUUGGCAUCGCACACCAUUGAUUUUAUCUCGCGAAGCGCAAUUAAGUCUCAAGUCUUGGCGGAUUUCGUUGCUGACUGGACACCGUCAGCAGCUUCGCAAAACCCCCCAGUCAUUGAAGCAAUUUGGCAAUUAGAAUGUGACAGAGCCUAUUGCAAGAAUGGCUCAGGCACUUCAGCAAUUCUCACAACACCUUCGGGGACCCAACUCAAGUACGCAGCUAGGCUGGAUUUUCUAGGAUGUACAAAUAAUGUGGCAGAAUAUGAAGGUUUGCUUCUAGGCCUUCGCAAGGCAAGAGCACUUGGCGCGAGGAGGUUGUCCAUCAAGUCUGACUCUGAACUCAUCACAAACCACAUUGGCAAGACAUACAGAGCACUCAAACCAGAGUUAGCGAAGUAUCUGGCAGCUGUCCGCAACAUGGAAAAAUAUUUUUUGGGUUUUAGUGUGCGAAGCUUCCCCAGAAUACAGAACAAGCAGGCAGAUGUCCUGGCGAAGGUAGCUGCAGAGAAUGACCCAUUGACUCCAGAUGUGUUCUUUGAAACAAUAAAGAGUGGUUCGGUAAAUUGCGCCGAAGAGUCAGCGAAGUUUGUCAAUGCCAUUUCAAGCGAAGACUGGAGGUCAAAAAUUAUGGCUUACCUUCCAGGACAUUUUGUACUGGAGGACGAGAAAGAGGAAAAACAACUUGCCCUUCGAGCGCGAAGCUAUUCAAUAGUCAAUGACACAUUGUAUCGAGCGGGUGUCUGUGCACCGUUGCUGAAAUGCAUCUCACAAGUCGAAGGCAGGCAACUGCUACAGGAAAUUCACGCGGGAAUGUGCUCUUCGCAUAUCGGGACGAGGGCUCUGGUGGGAAAAGCUUUCCGCGAAGGGUUUUAUUGUCCUUCGGCUGUGGCGAACGCCCACGAGAUCGUGCGCAAUUGCCCAAAUUGUCAGAAGCAUGCCCAUUAUAGCAAGUUCCCACCCGAAGAAGUCCACCUCAUACCCCCCCGUCUGGCCUCUCGCGUGAUGGGGCAUCGAUAUUGUGGGGCCCAUGCCAACAGCGCCAGGCAACUUCAAAUACGCAGCAGUUGCUGUAGAAUAUUUCUCAAAAUGGAUUGAAGAUAAAGCUCUUCGCGACAUCAUAGCCGCCACCCUACAGAAAUUCUUCUGGCAGAAUAUUGUGUGCCGCUUCGGCGUACCCAAAGAAGUCACAGUAGACAAUGACAAAUAGUUUACUGCACAACAUUCAGAGAGUUCUGUCAACAAUUGGGCACCAAGCUGUGUUUCCCCUCAUUGUACCAUCCGCAGUCGAAUGGGGCAGUAGAAAGGGCAAAUUGAAUCAUCUUCUCCGGAAUCAAAAAGAACAUCACAGAACAGCCGAAGGGCAAGUGGGUUGAUGAGCUACCAAAAGUAAUCUGGUCUCAUAACAUGACGGAGUCGAGGGCCACAAAAUUCACACCAUUCAAACUCCUCUAUGGAGAAGAGGCCAUGACACCAGAAGAACUUCGCCAUGGGUCUUAUAGGAUCGAAGCACCUAAUGAAGACAUCAAACCAACAAUCGAUACGAUCGAAGCUAUCAAAACACAAGCGGCAAUCAACCUUGGCAGGUACCAGGAGGAAACCCGAAGGUGGCGCAACAAGAAGGUGAGACCUCGGGAAAUCAAGGAGGGCGAUCUCGUCCUUCGCCGUAUCCCGAAGAGCAAGCAACAAGGAAAAAUGUACAGCAAAUGGGAAGGACCAUUCCUGGUCGCUUUGAUGGCAAGACCCGAGACUUGUAGGCUUCGCACACUUGAAGGAGUCGAAGAGCCGUACUCCUGGAACAAAGACAUGCUUCAACGCUACUAUGUCUAGUCUCCCGCCUCUUUCUUUUUUCUUUUUGUAAUAAAUUGUAAUUUUUAUUUCAGCAUUAGCUUGAACAAUGUAUUCAAGGGCCCAUGCUCUUUUUCUCAUAGGGAAAGCCUUCGCUCAAUCGCUAUGAUUGUCGAAGGUAUAAGGUUUUUAACGAGGCGGCGACCCAAUGUAACCCCUUGUGAAAUAUAAACAAUGUCCCCAUAAAAAGCUAGCAUGUGAGAAGGCACCGAAGCAUCUAUCCCCCUUCGUAAAAGCAAAGGGGGGAGUCAUCGGUGCGUUGUGCGUGAUUGACACUUCUAGAAAUGAGCCUAGGGCUCGCGGAGCUCAACAGCCCGUAGCACCCUUGGGCGUCAGUACUUACUUUUUCCCAGUUGGAAAAGACCUCCCCCGCAGGGCGCCGCAGGCAUUGAAAGUCCCUCCGCGCCAAGGCGCUGAGGGCACAGAAAGUCCUAUUGUGCGGAAGCCGAAGGCCCAGGGCUUACCUAAGCGUGCUAAAGAGCCGAAGGCCCCCUAAAAAUAAAAGUCCCUCCGCGCCAAAGCGCCGAGGGCACGGAAAAGACCUAUCGUGCAGAAGCCGAAGGCUAGGGCCACCUAAGCGAGCAAAAAUGCUGAAGGUUCCCCUAACGAACGCCCUUCGAAACAUAGUUCCCUAGGCACAUGCAAUCCAAUCAACAAAUAUAGCACGCCUCACUCCCACAAGAACACAAAGGGGGGGGUGGAGCUUCGCAAACAAACAUUAUUGUGUCCUUGCAAUCGUCAGUCGCCCAAAACAAACAAUGACGGCGCUUCGCAAAAUAAUUUAAGGCUUCGCCAACUAAAUGUCCCUCCAAGAGCACAAAUGGGGGGGUGGCUCUUCACAAGUAAAAUCAAGUGCGCCCUCGAAGGGACACAAACAUGGCUUUGCAAAAAUCGAAGACCUAAAUUUUCCAUAUAACAAAAUCCACCCAAGAGCACAAAAGGAGGGGUGGCGCUUCGCAAGCAAAACAAAGUGCGCCCUCAAAGGGGCAAACUAGACAUGGCUUCGCCAAUGUCGAAGACCCACAAUUUUUCCCUUGUAACAAAAUCCGCCCUCCAAGAACACAGAAGGGGGGUGGCGCUUCGCAGUUAAAAUACAAUGCGUCCUUGGAGGACCGAAAUAUUACAUCAAUAAAGGUGGCACUUCAAAAAUAGAAUUUACACAUAGGGGCUUCGACCAGAAUUACACAAAGGUUUCUUCACAUUCACAUGACAAUUACACAGGGCCAUCGCCCAUUCACUAUAAUAUUACAACAGAUUCUUCCUCUUCGAAUAUAAUGCGGUCCAAUUCAUCAAUGACAUUGCGGACCACAGCGUCUAUUAUCUCUUCGGCCAUACUCCGGAGAUAUGCUUCGAAUUUUGGCCCUGCAAUAAAUUAUGGCUUCCAUCAGUUGCCUUGAACGAAGGCACCUUCCUCUUUGUACAUGAAGCAAUAAUCCCCGUGGAAUUCUUCCACGGGCUCCGUUUUCGGCUCAAGCAGCCCAACAGGUGGCCAAUAUGGAACAUCAUUAUUCAGCAUGCGCUUGACUUCGCGACAAAUAAAACGGUCGCGAAGAAUCUCGCGGUGCUUCGGCUGUGCGUUACGUCGGUUAUAAGCACGUUCUUUGAUCAUCCAGAAUUCGGCGAAGGUCAACCAAGGCCUGUUCGCAUUAAACUUGCGCCACAUAGCGCCAGAAACAACGAAGUUCCCUCGUUUCAUCCGCAAGGGCAAUAUACCUUCGGCGAGCCACGCAGGUUCCGACGCAGGGUCCUGCACAGUCACCGAAGGCAUUAAUCAAAAGUUAUAAUUACAUUUCACCAAAAAAUACAUCUUCCAAACGGCUCACACCUCUCCAAUGGCUACGCCUAGGCCAAUGCCAGUCUCGCCAUCUGCGUCUCCAUCACCUUCGGGCAGGGACCUUCGCCUGAGAUUCAAUGCUUCGGCUGCCCACUCUGUUGGCUUCUCUUGCAGCUAAACAAAAUGAGUAUCAACACCAAGUGGAAAGAGUCGAAGGAAACAACGAACA
Messenger RNA from Panicum virgatum (switchgrass), 13349 nucleotides. RefSeq lists its product as uncharacterized. NCBI's taxonomy places the organism in Eukaryota, Viridiplantae, Streptophyta, Magnoliopsida, Poales, Poaceae. Bases 8779 to 10596 code for a protein of 605 amino acids. The record is from RefSeq and is a predicted model, not a curated record. The transcript is spliced from 2 exons. Gene Ontology annotation, molecular function: nucleic acid binding; RNA-DNA hybrid ribonuclease activity.